AUUCCAUGAAGAAAAUGGUCGGUGACCGUAUGUCAGCCUUCACGGAAGAAGAAAGGUCACUGUUGAUUGCCCACAGACCCGACUAUUUCGGCCUGAACCACUACGGCACAUCAUACGCACGUGACUGUCCCGACUACAAGUGUGACCCUCAGGCUAAGAAUGGUAAAUGGAACACCGUGAACGUUCCCGAUUGUGUAAACGGAAACGGCUCGAACUCGGUUCAAAUCCUGAAUGACGAUCUGGCUGCAGGUCAGUCCGCGUGGUUGUUUGGUUCCGGUUGGGGUUUCCGAAAACUGCUGAACUGGGUUAGUCAUCGAGACGGCAAAGACUUGCCCAUCUACGUCACAGAGAACGGAUCGUCUAUGCAAGCCGAUACGGCACAACAGGGGAAGUGCGACACCGGACGUGUGCUAUUUUACUUCAGCUACCUCGACCAGAUGAGCAAGGCCAUCAGCGAAGAUGGGGUCAAGGUGGCUGGAUACUACGCGUGGAGCUUGAUGGACAACUUUGAGUGGGAGCGUGGAUACCGUGAGCGAUUCGGGGUGCUGUACGAUGAGUUCAACUUCUGCCACGUCGAGGACAUCGAAAACCCCAACUGCGACCCCAAUUCGCCCACCACCGAGACACCCGUGUACGAUUCCAGCACCGGUGACUACUCCGAGAGGUGUGGUAACACGUGCUUGUUCUCGGAACAGCCCGAUCCAACGACCGCCAUUGACCAGACCCGUCACCCCAAGAAUUCCCUUCUGUGGUUGACUGAGGUUUGGAAGUCGCAAAAACUGGUCGACCCCGGAACCUUCCUUUUCGCCUCCAAGGCCGGUGACAUAUGCUAUGGACCCGAAGGCACCACAUAUAACGGUAACUCGUGGAUGUACGAGCUUCAAGCCCAUCGAGGAGAGAGUCUGAGCGCUCUGCAAAGUGCCACAUCUCUACAAAAAGCUAAAUCGGCAGCUCGUGCUUGUGGGCAAUAUAUUCAUGUACAAUAA
This is a messenger RNA of Sphaeroforma arctica JP610, 986 nucleotides long. RefSeq lists its product as hypothetical. The transcript has a single exon. The record is from RefSeq and is a predicted model, not a curated record. NCBI's taxonomy places the organism in Eukaryota, Ichthyosporea, Ichthyophonida. The coding region runs from base 6 to 986 and encodes 326 amino acids. Gene Ontology annotation, molecular function: beta-glucosidase activity. Gene Ontology annotation, biological process: carbohydrate metabolic process.